UGCAUCUCUCUGCAGGGCAGCUGCUUAGAGACCCUCUGCAGUCUCUCCUCCUCAUACCCGGCUUGUUGUAACAGAGCUGACAUCCCGGUAUACAGGAUCUAUCACACUGUGAGGAGGAGCUCAGCUGCAGCUCAGACGGACCAUUUCAGCCAGAUCUCACUCACCGAACCACGGUGCUGAGAGAGCCUGGUAUUGUCUUGUCGGAAUAACAGCCUUCUGGCUUUGGACACGACAUUUUUUCAAAAUACAACAUGAGGACAAAUGUUGGAUAAAUACAACGUGGUUUUCUUGAAUGGAGUUCUGGAACGCACGUUUUCUGCUGAGCGAGAGUGAUGAAUGAGAACCAGAGAGGAGGAGAGGAGAACCACAUCGCCAUGGAUACCAGAGAGCAGGGAUGCUGAGGAUGCUGAGGAUGCUGAUGAUCAGUGGAGGCUGGUGGAAAUUUUUUCUUGGUGGUGCUGUGCCACAUCCAAUCAAUUUCAGCAAACAUCCCGGUAUGAUUUAAUGCAAAAGAAAAGUGAAGAUGUUAUAGUUUGCUGAGGUUCAUAAAUAGAUCCUGCAGGACCCCCCUUUCACACAGACCUGGAGGAUGAUCCCCGGGGCCCCCAGCACCACGACCACCACCAUGCUCCCCGCCUCCGAGGCUGCCAAGAUCUACCAGACCAACUACGUGCGCAACUCCCGCGCCAUCGGCGUCCUGUGGGCCAUCUUCACCAUCCUCUUUGCCAUCGUCAACGUGGUGUGCUUCAUCCAGCCCUACUGGAUCGGGGACGGCAUGGACACCCCUCAGGCUGGGUAUUUUGGGCUCUUCCACUACUGCAUCGGCAACGGGCUGUCCCGGGACUUGACCUGUCAGGGCAGCUUCACGGAGUUCAGCACCAUCCCCUCCGGCGCUUUCAAGGCCGCCUCCUUCUUCAUCGGCAUGUCCAUGGUGUUGGUCAUCACCUGCAUCGGCUGCUUCGCGCUCUUCUUCUUCUGCAGCACCGGGACCGUGUACAAGAUCUGCGGCUGGAUGCAGCUGGCUGCAGGUACAUGUCUGAUUCUGGGCUGCAUGAUCUACCCGGACGGCUGGGACAGCGACGAGGUGAAGCGGAUGUGUGGCGAGCAGACGGACAAGUACACGCUGGGGGCCUGCUCGGUGCGCUGGGCCUACAUCCUGGCCAUCAUGGGCAUCAUGGACGCGCUCAUCCUCUCCUUCCUGGCCUUCGUUCUGGGAAACCGUCAGGACAGUCUGAUGUCUGAGGAGCUGCUGGGAGACAAGAGCGGGAAUAACGCCAUAUAAUAUCUGGUCUUGCUGCCUAGACAUGAUGUUACUUCAGGAUCCAGCUUCCCUCUCCUGGUCCAACCUGUGGCUGGGAUGCAGAGCUGAUGUGUGGGGAAAGAACAGAUCUUAGAAGAGGAAUGAGAGGAGGUCUGGAAGAGGCCACACAGCCUUGGUGGAGACCAGGAUGCCGCUUGUCCUCUCUGAAAGCUCCCCCCUGUAAAAUAGCCUUCUCAUUCAUCUCAAACUGCUUCUUUUUCGCAGGAUGAAUUCGCAAAAAGACUUUCUUAAAGUUGUUGGUAUGUCACUGCAUCAUGUUACCCCCGAGCUGCUCAAAACUGAAAUGCUGAAGUGUCCCGUGUGGAUGUGAGGACGGCUGCCAGUGCACAGAUUCAGCUGAAGGGAAAAAAAAAUAUAUAUUAAAAAGACUCUUCAUGUGGUAUUUCAGCUCUAGGACACACACCACGGAGCGACGGCUGCUCAAAUCGAAUUAAAUCAAAACAAAUUAUCCAGACUUUGACCGACACAAAUGAGGACUUAACAGACUUGAGGUCGAAGCUGUCAGAUCUUCUUUCUUAUCAAGUUAACAAACUCCCUGCAAAGGAGUCUGGCUUUGACACUGUUUGACCUUUGAUUUAAAGGAGAGCACUGAAGAAAACGACAGGCUGGAUUAACGAACAGAAACUACAGUACUGUUUUGUUAUUAUUAAAUGUUUGAUGUGAUAGAAUCAAAAGGUAGUAAUUAGAGGUUUUGAAGGUACUAAAUAGGAGGAAACACCAAUUGUAUGAAGUCUAUAAUCUGUGUACUAUAGCUAUAUGUGGAUUACGUCCCUGUACUUUGUCUUGACUUUGAAAUAUGCUCUUUGAAAUGUCAAGCUAUUGGUCCAUUAUUAGUGUGUACCAUACAGUAUCUUGUAAUCUGACAGUAUUGUGGAGUACUAACGGGGAGUAAGAAGCUAAACUGAACAUGAAUUGAGGCUGGAUACGUUUUGACUCUUUGUUUUAUCUUUUUGUUUCCUUUCAUUCUUCAGUCUCCCAGUUAAAAGAGCUAGUUAAACACAUGGGUGGUGAGUCUAACUUACAUUUAAACAAAAGAUCAACACUUUUAAAAGAGAAAGUUGGACAUUUUGGGAUAUCGUAUUAGCUUUCUAGCGGAGAGUUAGCAUUGGCACAGAUAAAAAGAUUGGGUUGUACAGAGUUGUGUGCAGUUGUGGUUGUGUUUAUUUGUGCUUUAGAACGGAAAUAAUCAGAAAAUAAUGCUUUAAUUCUCUUAUUCAGUGCUUUGUUUUCACUAACGCCGCUCCCUCUCUUCAUUCACUCUGUAGCUCGCUCAAUCAUCGCUGCCCUCUCUCCCUCCCUCGCUUGUUGAGGAGGAGGGCCAACAUUGAAUGCCAUGUUUACAAACAACCAACAACUGUUACAUAUUAUACCUUUAAGCUAACAGAGUACGACAAACAUGAGAGUGGAAUCAAUCUUCUAAGCUAGCUAACUCUCCGCUUGAAAGCUAACAAGGGCUAUUCCUUGAACACCUUUUUUUUAAACAAAGUACUUUCGAGUGUCACACAGCAACAUUAUAUUUGUGAACCCGUCUCCUUUUAUUACUAUUUUUAUUUCAGGUGUUACCAGGUCAAGCUGAAGGAGUCCUGAGCGUAAAAUACAGACUAUUACUCCAAAAGGACUCAUUGCACUCUCCUGCGCCAUCAUCAAGUCACAUUGCUGCGGCUACGGCUUUUCACUGCGUGGAGCAAACCACGUGAUGUGUGAAGGUAUUGUUUCUUUCUCCCAACUCAUUCAGUCGAGACUAUGACAAAAUGUUGAACCCUUUUCUGUAUGGGUCUGUUCAGAUGAAUAACUUCUAGUAUGGAAUCAAAGUGUGAGACUAUAAAAAUAAACAGAUUUACUAAG
Messenger RNA from Sebastes umbrosus (honeycomb rockfish), 3166 nucleotides. RefSeq names its product LHFPL tetraspan subfamily member 3 (gene lhfpl3). Gene Ontology annotation, biological process: sensory perception of sound. The coding region runs from base 590 to 1282 and encodes 230 amino acids. The record is from RefSeq and is a predicted model, not a curated record. Gene Ontology annotation, cellular component: plasma membrane. NCBI's taxonomy places the organism in Eukaryota, Metazoa, Chordata, Actinopteri, Perciformes, Sebastidae. The transcript is spliced from 7 exons.